UCGUUAUCCGCAGCCAGGAUGAGUAGGGGACUUCGGAAAUAGUCGAUUAGCGUGUGUAGCUCAUAGAACAGAAACAAACAUGGAGAAAAAUGUUGGGUCACUUCAGGAGCAGGCGCUGAAGAGGAAAGAGAGGCUAAAAGCGCUUCGAGACAAAAAAGUCCAUGGCAGAGAAAAUGAAGAUGGGGAGCCGGAGUCGAAAAAAGCUUCUUUAGAGGAGGCUUCAGAAGGCAGGCACAGAGAGCUGAAGCUGAGGAAUUACACUCCAGAGGAUGAAGAGCUGAAGGAACGACAGGUGCCCAAAGCAAAACCAGCAUCAGUGGAGGACAAAGUUAAAGACCAAUUAGAGGCAGUCAAUCCUGAACCCAUCAUUGAAGAAGUGGAUUUGGCCAACCUCGCCCCCAGAAAGCCAGAUUGGGACUUGAAACGUGACGUAGCCAAGAAACUGGAGAAGUUGGAGAGGAGAACACAGAGAGCCAUCGCUGAGCUCAUCCGAGAUCGUCUUAGAGGCAGUGAAGAGGAGUUGGCAGGAGCAGUGGGAGCAGUGGGAGUGGAGCAGGGAGACUCUGAAUGAAGUUGUGAUGGUGAUGCUUGACAGUGAGAGCGGAAUUUACUUGGACUGAACCAUCACAGUUGACCUGGCCUGUCAGACCUUUGUUACUGUGUAAUUACAUAUGGAUAUGUAAUAAUGCAUCCUGUAAAUGUGGUGAAUUUGAGGUGCAUUUUGUGUAAAGUAUUUUUUUUUAAUAAAUUCAAAUAAUUUGAA
Messenger RNA from Cynoglossus semilaevis (tongue sole), 763 nucleotides. RefSeq names its product coiled-coil domain containing 12 (gene ccdc12). Lineage: Eukaryota; Metazoa; Chordata; Actinopteri; Pleuronectiformes; Cynoglossidae. Gene Ontology annotation, cellular component: U2-type spliceosomal complex; post-mRNA release spliceosomal complex. Bases 80 to 571 code for a protein of 163 amino acids. The transcript has 7 exons. The record is from RefSeq and is a predicted model, not a curated record.